CUCUCAACUAUUUUAUCACAAUAUUUAAAGUGUUGUAAACAAUGAACUGAAUCCAUGGCCACAGAUAUCACUCGUAAAACAAUUAAGACACCGUUAACGCCAUCAUAACUGCCACCGACACACGCGUGGAUAGGGGGCCGGUAGUUGAAGCGGAAGUAGCGGCGGUGGUGGUGGUGAGCGACCGGCGAAGGGAACUGGAGGUCGGAAACCAUGGAGUACUCGCCGCUGACCACAUGUAUGGCCGACAUCGGGUCCAACAUCGCCGGCGACCGGCAGACAGGCGUCUCUUGUGUCACGUUUGACACGCACGAGGAGCUGCUAUGGAUGGCCAACAUGUCCGGCCACAUGACAUCGUACUACUCUUACGCGUUGGACAAAUACACGUCUUUCCACGUCGACCACCACUCGGACAUCCGGGAUGUGUUGACACCGGCCUCCGGAGUGCUGGCGCUCACCAAAGACUCGUUGAGGCUAUCGAAGAGGCGCGGGCUGACGGUGUGGACGCAUAGGUCGGAACUGUUGAUGAGGGAUAUGCAGUGUAUGAGUCUAUUGCCGUCGGGACUGCUGCUGAUGGCCGGCCAUCAGGAGAAGUUGAUUGAGUUGGACAUCGAGAGAGUGAAACACGUGAGGGUUACCGAUAUACCAGAUAAUGGCUGUGUGGUCAUGAAACAGCACCCGAGGUUUGUCUGUUUGGCUGAUCCUAAUGGAAAGAUCACACUCCGGGACACCGUAUCCCUGCAAAUGCAGCGCGAGUUCCAGUCCCACUCCAUGCUGUCCUCCUUCGACGUGUGCGGCAAUUACCUGAUCACCUGCGGGUUCAGUGAACGCCACGGCAACUACAUCGCCGACCAGUUCCUCAUGCUGUACGACUUGCGACAGAUGAAAGCGGUGGCGCCCAUACCGAUGCCCAACUUCAGCCCAUAUUUGGUGAAGUUUUUGCCAAAGUUUGCCGCCAAGUGCUGUGUGGUCUCGCAAACCGGUCAGUUCCAGAUGCUUGACGUCACCGACUACUCGCAACGGUAUAUACAUAGCGUGCAGUUGCCCCCCGCCGGCGCCUCCAUCACCAGCUUUGAUGUGAGCGCCACCGGACAGGCCCUGGCCUUCGGUGAUGACCACAACUAUAUCUAUUUGUACGGCGCGUGCGGUGAAGUGGACUUCAAUAUGAAUAGUAAGCCCACGGAGUUUGCCGACCCCAUAGAGCCGGUACGCCCGGUGCCCAUCACUGACAUGCAUACACCCAUCUCCGAGAUAUCUCCCUUUCCCUAUUGGGCGGUCACCGAGAAGUUGUUGUCCGAUAUGUCGCCCGACGCCUGCCGUAAGUCCUAUAGACCGACGCCACCCAUCGAUCCCGAGAUAUUGCGUACACUAAGAAUGGUUGGCUCUAUUGGUUACGCGCCGAACCACGGGAAGCGCCUACACGUGCCCUCAGCAAUGGCCGGCGAGUCGUCCGCACAUAACUCAAAACGAAACAGCCCGGAGACCAAUGAGAUGCCGCACCGGUACUACUUCCUGGAGCCCAACUACGACAAGAUGGACAAAGACGAGUACGACUUCGGCCGCUAUAACCACUCGCCGUUCGCCGGACUCGACUCCACGCUUCCCAACUCGUACUCCAAUAACAUGAUUCAGUCGCUGUACUUCAUACGCCCCCUGCGCACCGGUAUCAUCGGACACGUGUGCAAAAAGGAGUACUGUCUGGUGUGUGAGCUGGGCUUCCUGUUCCACAUGCUGGACAUGGCGCCCAAACACGUGCCCUGUAUGGCCAACAACUUUUUGCGCGCUUUCCGGACAAUGCCUGAGGCGUCGGCGCUGAACCUCAUCUUCCCGGACGACGAGGCCAUCAGGAAAACCAUUAACGACGCGAAACUGUCGCAGCAGUGGUUGCGGUUCAUACUCAGCCAAUUGGACUCCGAGGCCGCGAAAGGUCUGUGCGAUGUGUUCGAGAGUCCGGAGGCGUCGUCGGGCGGCGGCGAUAGGAGCGAGUCGUCGAAGGGUUCGUCGGCCGCCGCCACCACUCAGGAGACGACCACAUCAUUCAUAAACGACUUGUUCUCGUUGUCGCUGUUGCGGUGCUAUCGCUGCAAAUGCGACCACAAGUGGGAACAGCCGCACAACUCGUUCCCCAUUACACUGAGUUAUCCGAACGACUCGGCGAAGUGUCACUCAUUCGUGGAUCUGUUGAGACACAGCGUACUCACCGAACAGACGAUACAGACCUACUGCGAGAAGUGCGCCAAAUAUCAGCACGUCGUCGAGAAACGGGUGGCGAAAGCCAUUCCCCACAUACUGGCCAUCAAUACGGGUCUCGACAGCGAACAGGCCGUCCGCUUUUGGCGCAAUCAGAUCGACAGUAUGGCGGCGAAUGGCGGCGCCGACAGCCAGAAGGCGGCGCAGACGUGUCUGCAGGAGAUGUCGACGCCGAAGAAGGCCUGUCGCUAUGGAAACAACUGUAACCGAAGUGACUGCAAGUUCUCGCACGAGAAGAACCGCGAGUCCUCGUCAAUGAAAGACAUUCACUCAUGGAUUCCGUUGUCGUUCAGCGUUACCGCCGAUGAAGGCGACGGCAAAAUAGACUUCAACACCACAGCGACUGAUGAUAACGGAUCCGUUGAGUACGAGCUGAUGUCCGUCACGUCUGUAGUCAAGAAGAAUGACUCACACGUGGGAAACAUUGUGAGCGCUAUACGGGUGGACAGGGAGUACUUCGACAGGAGGCCGGGCGCCGACGAGUACCUUAACGAUUGGUUUCUAUUCAAUCACUACUCGAUUAAUCCGAUUACCGUCGAGGAAGUGGUGUCCAACGAUCUCCAAUGGAAAGUGCCGUCAGUGUUGAUAUACGUCCGCAAAGACUUGAAUGAAUUGCACCGAAACCUGCUGUCCAUGAAGACGGCUGUGAAUAGCGACGUAUUCGGCGAAGACAUAGGGCUGGCGACCAAAGCCCGGCGCGGAUCCAUUUCCUUCACGCCCCUCACCGGCGAUGAAAUGCCCAAAUCGGGCGAUUUGGUGGCCAUGGAUGCGGAGUUCGUGACACUGAACCAGGAGGAGACGGAACUGCGUCCGGACGGCACGCGCACGACGAUCAGGCCCUCCCACAAGUCGGUGGCGCGCAUAUCGUGCGUGAGAGGGUCGGGCGCUCUGGAGGGACAGCCCUUCAUCGACGACUACAUCUCCACUCAGGACCAGGUGGCCGACUAUAUGACAAAGUUCUCGGGCAUACAGCCCGGGGAUCUCGAGGCGGGCGUGUCGUCCAAGCGCUUGACAACACUGAAGUCGACGUACCUGAAGCUCCGGUUCCUCGUGGACACGGGCGUCAUAUUCGUCGGCCACGGCCUCCGCAAUGACUUUCGGGUCAUUAAUCUGGUUGUCCCGCAGGAGCAAGUGAUCGAUACUGUGCUGCUGUUCCAGUCGCCCAACUAUAAGCGUAUGGUAAGCCUCCGGUUCCUCGCCUGGCAUUUCCUCGACAUACAGAUCCAGUCGGAGACACACGACUCGGUAGAGGACGCGAAGACGGCGCUCCUCUUGUAUAAGAAGUACUCGGAGUUAAAGGCAUUGAAUUGCGUGGACGAGGCCAUCGAUAAUCUGUAUGACGUCGGCAGGAACUCCUGCUGGAGGGUCCCCGGCAGUGACGACGAGACCUAACGGUGCCGUUUAGGAGGCGCCCCCCCGGAGUCCCGGAUCUCUCUAUUAUGGGUUUUUUUGUGGAAAUUAUUUUUUAAGUAUUUAUUUUAAUGGAUAUAAACAUUGAUAUCAAAAUCAAGCGAUGAUUGUAUUUCUUGCGGGGAAUUGUUUUUUACAAAUUUUAUUGACACAGCG
Oppiella nova is the source of this 3813-nucleotide messenger RNA. The record is from the annotation of a GenBank genome assembly. Lineage: Eukaryota; Metazoa; Arthropoda; Arachnida; Sarcoptiformes; Oppiidae.